GCGCGCGCGCCGAUCGCCUCACCGCAUGAUUCGCGAGCUUUCGCUUAGUAAACAGUUAUCGUGCGUGCACAAAAAUUCGUCUUUCAAUUGUUUAAGCGAAGUGAACGUGCCCCAAAUACAGGAUCCAUAAAGCGUUGUGGAAGAUGCCUAAUCAUAAUUAAAGAGUGGUUUACACGAUGUCUGUUGGCAGCCAGUUGAGCCGCCGGCUCACGCUGUUACUGGCCACGGUCUUAGCAGCAACACUAUGUUUGGCCGACCCAGAGGUUUACUUUGAGAAACAGCGGUACGAUGGCUGGUACAACAACAGAGCAUAUCCUGAUUGGGGAUCAGUCGACAGCCGCCUCAUCCGCAAGACUCCAGCCUCAUACGCUGACGGAGUAUACAUGAUGGCGGGCACAGACCGGCCCGGCGCCCGCACGCUCUCCAAGAUCUUCAUGCGAGGGCAGGAUGGCCUUCCUUCGGUGGCCAACCGAACUGCUUUACUAGCAUUUUUCGGUCAGGUGGUGACGGGUGAAAUCGUGAUGGCAUCAGAAUCCGGCUGCCCCAUCGAGCACCACCGCAUCCCUGUGGACAAAUGCGACCACAUGUACGACCCUGACUGUGAGGGCGUCAAGCAUAUGCCCUUCUUGCGAGCAGCCUACGACCGGAACACGGGGCAGAGCCCUAAUAGUCCUAGAGAACAAAUCAAUCAAAUAACGUCAUGGAUAGACGGCAGCUUCGUGUACAGUACUAGCGAGGCGUGGGUGAAUGCAAUGAGGUCAUUUCAGAAUGGAAGCUUAUCUAGUGAAGGAGGAAUGCCCUUGCGUAACACAAAAAGGGUGCCGCUCUUCAACAAUCCAGUUCCUCACUACAUGCGAAUGCUGAGCCCAGAAAGACUAUUUCUGCUAGGAGACCCCCGAACAAACCAAAACCCCGCCAUGGUGACGUUUGGCAUCCUGCUCCUGCGCUGGCACAACGUGGUCGCGGCGCGCGUCCACCGCCAGCACCCCGACUGGAGCGACGAGCAGCUCUUCCAGCGGGCCAGGAGAAUCGUCAUCGCCAGUCUACAGAAUAUCAUCCUUUACGAAUACGUGCCAGCAUUCCUCGGGGUCCCAAUCCCACCGUACAAAGGCUACAGAGCCGAAGUGGCUCCCGGCGUGUCACACGCAUUCGCUACGGCCGCCUUCCGAUUUGGUCACACGCUAGUCCCACCAGCCAUUCUGCUUCGCGAUAGAAACUGCCGCUACAGCCGAGCUCCAGGUGGUCAUGACGCUAUCAGAUUAUGUCAGACUUGGUGGGAUGGCAAUGACGUGAUGUCACAAGUUCCAAUAGAAGAAGUGCUAAUGGGCAUGGCAUCGCAGCUGUCGGAGCGAGAAGACGCGCUGCUCUGCUCAGAUGUUCGCGACAACUUGUUCGGGCCUAUGGAGUUCUCGCGGCGGGAUCUUGGCGCACUCAACAUCAUGCGAGGGCGGGAUAACGGACUCCCGGACUACAAUACCGCCAGGGAAUACUUUGGUUUGAAGAAAGUGAAGACGUUCAACGAGAUUAACCCCGAAUUAUUUGAAAAUAACCCUGAACUCCUGCAGCGACUGAUCCAAGUUUACGAAGGUCGCCUUGACAACAUUGACGUCUACAUAGGUGGAAUGUUGGAAUCAAGUGGACAUCCUGGUGAACUAUUCAGAGCUAUAAUCAUUGAUCAAUUCACAAGAAUUAGAGACGCUGAUAGAUUCUGGUUCGAAAGCGAUCAAAAUGGAAUAUUCACACAAGACGAGAUAGACGAGCUCCGACACAUCACCCUCUGGGACAUCAUAGUGAACAGCACCGCUGUGGGGCCACAUGAUAUACAACGAGACGUCUUCCACUGGAACGCCGGCGAUCCGUGCCCGCAGCCCUACCAGCUCAAUGCAUCGAAACUCGCACCCUGCAAGUACCUCAGAGGCUACGACUAUUUUGAGGGAAACGAGUUCGCGUACAUCUACACGUGCCUGGCACUAGUGUUCGUUCCAAUAUUGUGUGCGGGUGCAGGGUAUGGUGUAGUGAAACUACAAAAUAGCCGACGGCGCAAACUGAAGAUACAGCAAGAGCAAAUCAAGAAUGCGUCGCAGAAAGGAUCAGUUGACAAGAUGGUUUGCCGUGAAUGGGUGCACGCGUCACACAAACGGCUGGUGAAACUGCGACUUGGCCCGGAACCUGCGCUGCACGUUACGGACAGGAAGGGUGACAAAUUGCGAACCGUGCCUCUUCACCACACCGAUCAGCUCACUGUACUGGAGAGCCAGGACACGCGCAACAGCAAGCGGCCAUUGGUGCUGAUCCGAGCGCCGCGCGAACACGACCUCGUGCUGGAAAUGGACUCGGCCGCGUCGCGCCGCAAGUUCCUCGUCAAGCUUGACGCCUUCCUCGCACAGCACAAGAAGGCGCUUAACCUCAACCAGGGACACCGUGAACAAAUAUUAGCGACAGCAGAAACACGUGAACGCAGACAACGCAAAUUGGAACAUUUCUUCAGAGAAGCAUACGCCAUUACAUUUGGCCUUGCACCCGGAGAAAAGCGAAGGAAAAACGAGGAUGCUGACCCUGAGUCUAUUGUAAUGAGGACGUCGCUGUCAAAGUCAGAAUUUGCGAGCGCGCUUGGCAUGAAAGCAGACGCUGUUUUUGUCAAGAAAAUGUUUAACAUUGUCGACAAAGACAGCGAUGGACGAAUAUCAUUCCAGGAAUUUUUAGACACUGUUGUGCUAUUCUCCCGCGGCGCGACAGACGACAAGCUACGGAUCAUCUUCGACAUGUGCGACAACGAUCGUAAUGGCGUCAUCGACAAGGGAGAACUUAGCGAGAUGUUGCGCUCACUCGUCGAGAUCGCUCGCACCACUUCCUUGAGGGACGAGCACGUCACGGAACUCAUUGAUGGCAUGUUCUCUGACGCCGGCCUUCAGCAUAAAGACCAUCUUACGUAUUCGGAUUUCAAAGUGAUGAUGAAAGAGUACAAGGGAGAGUUUGUGGCCAUCGGGUUAGACUGCAAAGGCGCUAAACAGAACUUCUUGGACACCUCUACAAACGUAGCUAGGAUGACUAGCUUCCACAUUGAACCGUCAAUGGAACAAUCCAGGCACUGGAUACUUUUGAAAUGGGAUUACUUAACAACAUUCCUAGAAGAGAACAGACAGAACAUCUUUUACCUAUUCAUCUUCUACGUCGUAACCAUAGGCUUAUUCGUUGAACGAUUCGCACACUAUUCCUUUAUGUCAGAACAUCUGGAUCUGAGGCACAUUAUGGGCGUCGGAAUAGCAAUAACAAGAGGAUCAGCUGCCUCUCUGUCAUUCUGCUACAGUUUACUACUGCUUACAAUGUCGAGGAAUUUGUUAACGAAACUGAAAGAAUUCAGCAUCCAACAGUACAUCCCCCUGGAUUCCAGCAUCCAGUUCCACAAGAUCGUGGCGUGCACAGCUCUGUUCUUCUCGCUGCUUCACACGGCGGGUCACAUGGUGAACUUCUACCACGUGUCCACGCAGCCUGUUGAGAACCUGCGCUGCCUCACGAAGGAGGUCCACUUCACGUCGGACUUCAGGCCGGGGAUCACUUAUUGGGUGUUCCAAACAGUAACAGGCAUUUCUGGAGUGCUGUUGUUCGUGAUAAUGUGCAUCAUCUUCGUGUUCGCCCACCCAACGAUCCGCAAGCGCGCGUACCCUUGGUUCUGGCGCGCACAUUCUCUCCACGUCGCACUGUACGCGCUGUGCCUGGUCCAUGGCCUCGCGAGGCUCACUGGGGCUCCGCGUUUCUGGAUAUUCUUCCUUGGACCCGCUAUUAUAUACACAUUGGAUAAGGUAGUCUCACUUCGAACAAAAUACUUGGCCUUAGACGUCCAAGAAACGGAAAUGCUGCCCUCAGAUGUCAUCAAAAUCAAAUUUUACAGACCUCCUAAUCUGAAGUAUCUAUCAGGUCAAUGGGUCCGCCUAGCAUGCACAGCGUUCAAAAAGGAAGAGUUCCACUCGUUUACGCUGACAUCCGCGCCGCACGAGAAUUUCCUCUCCUGCCACAUCAAGGCGCAGGGGCCGUGGACGUGGAAACUGAGGAACUACUUCGACCCCUGCAAUUAUAACCCUGAAGAUCAUCCCAAGAUAAGAAUCCAAGGCCCAUUCGGCGGAGGAAACCAAGACUGGUACAAGUUCGAGGUGGCGGUGAUGGUGGGGGGCGGCAUCGGUGUCACGCCCUACGCGUCUAUCCUCAACGAUCUCGUCUUCGGAACUUCCACCAAUCGGUACUCCGGAGUUGCGUGUAAAAAGGUAUACUUCCUGUGGAUCUGUCCGUCGCACAAGCAUUUCGAGUGGUUCAUCGACGUUCUCCGCGACGUCGAACGCAAGGACGUCACCAACGUGCUCGAGAUUCACAUCUUCAUCACGCAGUUCUUCCACAAGUUCGACCUUCGGACUACCAUGCUGUAUAUUUGCGAGAACCACUUCCAGCGACUAUCACGCACCUCCAUGUUCACGGGUCUGAAGGCGGUAAAUCACUUCGGCCGGCCCGACAUGUCCUCCUUCCUGAAGUUCGUCCAGAAAAAACACAGCUACGUAUCGAAGAUUGGCGUGUUCUCUUGUGGGCCGCGGCCGCUCACCAAGUCUGUGAUGUCUGCCUGCGAACAAGUCAACAGAACGCGUCGGCUGCCAUACUUCAUACAUCACUUCGAGAACUUCGGCUAGUCGCUUGGCUAGGCUAGAUACUAGUACACCUCACGAGUAUAGUGCCAUUACAGUAUUUAGUAUAGAGCCAAUA
This is a messenger RNA of Leguminivora glycinivorella, 4746 nucleotides long. It is a transcript of the gene Duox, whose product is annotated as dual oxidase. The record is from RefSeq and is a predicted model, not a curated record. The transcript has 29 exons. Gene Ontology annotation, biological process: response to oxidative stress; defense response; superoxide anion generation. The coding region runs from base 177 to 4673 and encodes 1498 amino acids. NCBI's taxonomy places the organism in Eukaryota, Metazoa, Arthropoda, Insecta, Lepidoptera, Tortricidae. Gene Ontology annotation, cellular component: plasma membrane; NADPH oxidase complex. Gene Ontology annotation, molecular function: heme binding; peroxidase activity; superoxide-generating NAD(P)H oxidase activity.